This is a messenger RNA of Anisakis simplex (herring worm), 303 nucleotides long. The record is from the annotation of a GenBank genome assembly. Lineage: Eukaryota; Metazoa; Nematoda; Chromadorea; Rhabditida; Anisakidae.
CUUUCUGCACAAAGUUUCUCACUUUGGAACGAUACGCUCAAUGUGAACGGACAAGUUUGUGUAAUUGCUAAAGUGGGCGCUGAUGGUAAGACCAGCUGGGUACCGAGUGAGUGCACGAAAUACAACGCAAACUACUUCUCAUGUCAAAAAUCGACGUGUGAUACGGAUAAUGGUUGUGUGGUAAGAGAGGAGAACUACGAUGACAGUUACGAGGACUAUUACGGCUCCGAUGAAAGUUCGGAGGAGGAGGACGACGACGACGACAACGAGAACGGGAAGGCUAGGGUGAAACGAACGAUUUGA